Molecule: messenger RNA, 2245 nt
Organism: Manihot esculenta (cassava)
Lineage: Eukaryota; Viridiplantae; Streptophyta; Magnoliopsida; Malpighiales; Euphorbiaceae
Product: protein indeterminate-domain 12
Exons: 3
Coding region: 708-2072 (454 amino acids)
Cellular component (GO): nucleus
Molecular function (GO): DNA-binding transcription factor activity
Source: RefSeq, a predicted model, not a curated record
UCUCUGAAUCAAGUAGAAUUGCGAUUCUUCUUACUCUUUCCCCACCCUUCUCUCUCUCUCUCUCUACUUUUGUAGAAUUGUUAUCAUUUUGGGGUUUGCUAGCUUUUUUCUAUAUAGCUUCUUUUAUUUUUCUUUUUCUAGCUAAUUUUGCCACCCCCUUCCUUUGGUCUGCCACUAUAAUUAUCACUUUCUGUACACUAUUAUCUGCAAUACCCAGCUACUGACAUAUAAUUUCUCUUUCGUAGGGAUAUAUAGGAGAGGGUUUACAGGAAUAACUAUCUUAUUGUCUGAUCUUUCUAAGUUUGAUUGCAUGGUGAGCUCAUAGUUGGUUCUAGUGAGAGAGAGAGAUUGGAAAGAGAUAUAGAUGAAUUGGGUAGCAGUGUUGCUCAGACAAGCAAUCCAUGGCUAGAUAGCGACUUGGAGAAUAACCCAUCAUCAUCAUCAUCUCUUCACGAGAUUUUGCUUUUGCUACCCAAUGAAUGAUGCCUUUCUGUGUCUGUAAUUCACUGCCAUCUGUUCAUCUACGAAGCUGUGUUUAGUUGUGUCCAAAGCUGGGAGUCUCUAUUUCUGGGGCUGCCCUUACUUGCUCUUCUUGUUGUUUCCUCGAAGCUGCAGAGUGGGCACUUGGAGAAGGGUUAAAGUGGUAGAAAUAUAUCAAACAAAAACAAAGAAACAGUUUUUUCCUUGGAGUUUUCUUGUUCACAGGCAUGUUCCCUGCAGCCAUCUCCAAUUCAACUUCUUUGUCUGAGGAUGCUAGUGUUUCUUCCGGUAAUAGAGUUCAGGAUUUUUGCGGCUUAAAUCCAGUGGUUUCCGCCGUUUCUCCUCAACAGCAGCAGCAGCAGCAACCCAAAAUCAAGAAGAAGAGAAGCCUACCAGGAAACCCAGACCCAGAUGCUGAAGUGAUAGCAUUAUCUCCAAAGACCUUAUUAGCUACCAAUAGAUUUGUGUGUGAGAUCUGCAACAAAGGGUUUCAGAGAGAUCAGAAUCUUCAACUUCACAGGAGAGGCCAUAAUCUUCCAUGGAAGCUGAAGCAACGAAAUAGUAAGGAGAUCAAGAAGAGAGCCUACGUUUGCCCUGAGCCAUCAUGUGUUCACCACCAUCCUUCAAGGGCUCUGGGUGACCUCACGGGUAUCAAGAAACACUAUUGCAGGAAACACGGGGAGAAGAAAUGGAAGUGCGAAAAGUGUUCAAAGAUCUACGCUGUUCAAUCAGAUUGGAAGGCUCACUCUAAAACCUGUGGAACUAGAGAGUAUAGAUGUGACUGUGGAACCCUUUUCUCCAGGAAGGAUAGCUUCAUAACCCACAGGGCAUUCUGUGAUGCAUUAGCAGAAGAAAGUGCAAGACUCUCAGCUCACCAAUUAGUUUCUACAAAUCCAAUACCCCAAUCUCUUCUUCUACAAAAUCCACAACCCCACCCUUCUUUCUUCCCUCUUACUACCCAUCAUCAUCAUCCCCUGUCCCUCAACCCUUGGGACCCACCACCUCAAAACCCUAGCAACCCUCAAAACCCAGUUCAAGUCAAGCCUGAAUCUCACCAUUUCCAGCUUCCACCACUCUUCCAAGAACAGCCACCAUCGUUGUCAACCCAUAAGGGUUUGAUAACCUCAUCCUUCCAAAGCCUUUCAAACCCUGCAGCGUCAGCAUCAUCGCACCACCUUUCAGCCACUGCACUGCUCCAACAGGCUGCAACCGUGGGUGCAACUCAGGCAGUGGGUCAAAGUCACAUGACGCAAUUGGAUAUGGGGGACUUAGGGACGGUGAGUCAGGCAGCAACUGACUCAGUGAGUCAAAUAUCCCGUCAGGGAUCUUACCUGGGCAAUCUCGCUGCGUGGCAGAAGAAUGACCAUUUAACAAGAGACUUUCUGGGUCUGACCGGUGAUGGCCACGUUGGCAAUGGGAACGUAGGGAAUGGGAAUGGCGGUGUUAACGUUAGCAUGAAUGUUAGGGAAAUACUAACAUACACAGGUGGAGUAGGGUUGCAGCAAUACAGUGAGAGAGACCAUACGCUGUUGAAACCCCAUGGUUUUGGAUUUCCCCAGCAACCUGCCUCGGAAACGUGGGGUGACUGCUGAAUUGCAGAAAAGGGUAAAAUAGUAUUUUCAGUUCUUGCUUGCCCAUUUCAAAAAUGACAGAAAUACCCUCAAACUCUUCCCUAAGCAAAAAUGAGGAGAGGUGAUGGAUCUCCUUAAUUUCUUUCUUGUUAUGCAACCAUCAUCUCAUUUUAUAGUAUCCUUUAUUUCAGACA